GAGACCAAGAGAGUUUGGAGACCAACAAUGGAGACGGAGAGAGCGGAGACUUGGCGGGCGGAGCGAGAGUGCCGUGUGCAAAAAGGAGUAACGGGACGCCGCCGGACUUUGGACUUUGGAAAGAGGGUGCCACAUCUCAGCAGCGGUGCGGCACACAACCAUGUCGCAUGCGUCCCCGGGAUCAGCGGGACGUCAGCAUCAGGCUGGACGGCGGCGGGAAGCAGUGCGUCAAGGACAAGAGGGUCAAACAGGGACCAUGGACUUUGGACCCGAUGUGGAGAGUUUUGGCGUGCCGUGUGCAAAAGGGAAAUAACGGUUCCCAGAGGCCCUAUAUAAACCCGCAGGGCGCUGGCAGCGAGAUCAGUCAGUCAAGAGCAGUCAUCGAGAUCAGUCAGUCAAGAGCAGUCAUUGAGAAGAGUCAGUCAAGUGAAGAGCAUCCAGUCGAGAUCAGUCAGUCAAGAGCGAGCAGUCAGUCGAGAGCAAGGAGUCGUCGGAAGCAGCGCCGUGGGAGCCUACGAGGAGCAAGAUCGUCACGUCGAGACGUUCGGGAUUGGGAUUACUAGGAAUCUCCGAACUGAGACACAGGUGGCUGAGGUCUAAGGAGGCGCCACACGGCCAAGUUCUGUUCUGUCCUGCCGACGAAGUCCUGGCGGUACGCCUGG
Messenger RNA from Drosophila biarmipes, 662 nucleotides. RefSeq lists its product as uncharacterized. Lineage: Eukaryota; Metazoa; Arthropoda; Insecta; Diptera; Drosophilidae. The record is from RefSeq and is a predicted model, not a curated record. Bases 168 to 563 code for a protein of 131 amino acids. The transcript has 2 exons.